AUGCAUAUAACGUCAAGCCUGUCUCCGGCGUCCGGCGAGAUGCUGGACACGGCAUCGCUUAAUUUUUACGGAGAUGCAGGAGACCAGUAUGGGACGACGUACUUCGCUGUGGACCACACGGUUCCGGAGUCGUCCCACACAGUUGAGAUAGAGUAUGUGUACGAGCAGCCAGAUACCUAUGCCAUCAACCAAGAAGAUAUAGAAACAGAUGUGCCUCAGAGUGAACAAGUCGUUGCGGCUGAUCAAGUUGAAUACUCUAAAAAGAUUCACAGCAAACACAAGGCUAACAAGAUGGUUGUAGACGAGGAGCCGGAGGCUGAUCUCACGAAUUUGACGUGGUUGCAGAAUAUUACAAACAUAAUGUCGGUGCCGCAGUUUCCGAUACCUCCUGUUUCGCCGGCUCCGCAGGUGAAGGUACAGCCGCAGAACACGAGGCUGCAGAAGUUUAAUCAGACAAUAGCGAAGUGUCAGAAGGACUUUACUGAGAACAAGCAUGAGUAUAGGACAAACAGUGAGAAGAAGCCGCCGUACUCGUACAGCACGCUGAUCUGCAUGGCGAUGAGGUACAACAACGAUAAGAUGACGCUCUCCGCGAUAUACUCGUGGAUCAGGGAGAAUUUCAAGUUCUACAGGAACGCCGACCCCACCUGGCAGAAUUCCAUCAGACACAACCUGUCUCUAAACAAAGUGUUUGUGAAAGUAGCUCGAUCAAAACACGAGCCGGGGAAAGGAGGCUUUUGGAAACUCGACCUCGCACAUUUAGAAGGAACCAAACGAAUCUCAAAUAGACCUCAUAAGAAGAAGAAAUCAGCAUCCAAGGAAAAAGCCACAGAGGAAAAAACUGCAGUCGCCAACAUUCCGCAGGUCAAUGCGGUAGAAGAAAUGUCUAAUGAAAUAAAUCAGGCUGUGAUGCUGCACUUACCUGAUUUCAAUAUUGGGAGCAUUCAAAGUCUUCCUGACAUUGAUUUAGAGACGAAUAUCGGAGCUAAUGUGAUUGUGGAGCCGGCUGUGCCACCUCCUUUGAUGCCCGAAGAUGACCUGUCGUCCUUACUCCUCAACCCUACGGAGUGGAACGACCUACAACUAGACAUGUUGGAUAAUUACCUGGACUCUUGUUUCGAGUAA
Molecule: messenger RNA, 1125 nt
Organism: Spodoptera littoralis (African cotton leafworm)
Lineage: Eukaryota; Metazoa; Arthropoda; Insecta; Lepidoptera; Noctuidae
Source: the annotation of a GenBank genome assembly